Molecule: messenger RNA, 1812 nt
Organism: Cercopithifilaria johnstoni
Lineage: Eukaryota; Metazoa; Nematoda; Chromadorea; Rhabditida; Onchocercidae
Source: the annotation of a GenBank genome assembly
AUGACAGUAACAUAUUCAGCUGAUGUUGGUACUGUUCGAUUUACUACUUUUUUCAAAUUAAUCUUCAGAUGGCGAGGUAGCAUUUGGAAAACAAUUUUCAACGAACUUGUUGCAUGGAUGAUUGCAUAUGCAUGUCUUUCUAUCCUAUACAAUUUUAUACUAACAGAAAAUCACAAAAGAAUCUUUGAGGAUAUAUGUCGUUUAUUUACGAAAUAUACCGAUGUAAUACCAAUAACAUUUUUGCUUGGCUUUUUUAUCAAUAUUGUUGUUAACAGGUUUUGGAAUUCAUUACAUAACAUCGGAUGGAUUGAUACACCAGCUUUGUUUAUAUGCGAAUAUAUUUCUGGUAACGAUGAUCAUGCUCGAUUGUUACGAAGAAAUUUAAUCCGUUAUUUACUUUUUUAUCAGGUACUUGUAUAUCGUGAUAUAAGUGAAGUGAUACGUCGAAGAUUUCCCUCGUUGGAAACAUUAGUAACAGCCGGUUACAUAACAGAAAUUGAAUUAAUGCAAUUUAAUGCAAUUGAAUCGAAAAAUCGCAAAUAUUGGGCACCAAUUCAUUGGGCGAUGGGAAUAGCACGUCGUGCACGACGUGAAAAGCGUAUUCAUAGCCCGCAAGCAUUGAAAGAUGUUUUUGAUAAAAUAAAUAUUUUUCGAUUACAAUUAUCGGAAUUAAUUAUCAAUGAUUGGGUACCAAUACCAUUGGUUUAUUCGCAAGUAAUGUGUUUGACUGUUCGAUUGUAUUUCUUUCUUGCAUUAAUGGGACAUCAAAAUAUUGCAUUACCAUCUGAUGCAAAUUAUAUCGAUACAAUUAACACGCAUAUACCAUUCAUGUCAAUGUGUCAGUUUAUAUUUUAUAUGGGUUGGAUGAAAGUUGCCGAAGUUUUGAUGAAUCCAUUUGGUGAUGAUGAUGAUGACUUGGAAAUCAACUGGCUUAUUGAUCGUAAUUUGCAGGUCGGUAUGACAAUAGUGGAUCAAACAUGGGAGCCGCCGCUAAUUAAGGACCAAUUCUGGACGCUAAAAACACCGGAAACGAUGUAUAGUGUCCAUGCAGUCAACGAACGAUACAAUCCGCAAACCGGAUCAGCUUCGAACACUCUGUGUAGACGAAGAAGUACGCAAAUGAUAAUGAAGGACAUGCAUUGUCAAAAUUCGGACAGUGAUUUCGUAAGUAGCGAAUAUGAUGAUGAAAGAAGAAAUUCUGCGUUAAGUACGACAGUAAGUGGUAUUCGUGAUGCAUUUAAAAGGCGACUAUCACGUUUUGCAUCACGUGUAGAAUCUAUAACUGAUGUUGAAUCUCCAGCAUUAGAUAAAACAAAUAUUGGAUCAGAAGAUUAUAAUUCAUCGCUACCAUCGCCACAACCUCAGCAGAAAAAAGUGCAUGAACACCGUGAGUUAAGUGUCCUUCAUGAAGAAGAUGAAAAUCGAAAGCAAAAUUGCGGAUGCGAAAAUAUUUCCAGACAUUCACCAAUACUAAACGAUCAGAGUGAUCAUAAAAAAUUACAAAAUAGGCAUUUGAAAAAGAAAAGACGGAAGAUAAUUAAUAAAGCGGAAAAUGAAAGUAUGCAAAAGGAAGACGAAAAUAAAUGCAUAAAUUUAAAAAAAAUUAAUUACGAUGGUGAUGAUGAGCAAGAAAGCCAAACGGAAGAAAAAUCACGGAUAUUAUCACCUCAAUUAUCAACAAUGGAAGUUAUACAAGCAGGUGAAAAAUUUUCUGAAACUAUUACAAAUAAUUGUACCAAUCAAGCAUCCACCGAUAUAGAUACUGUAACUGAUAUUCCCAUUGUAGAAAGUUUAAAAAUAGUACAUUUCUAA